Molecule: messenger RNA, 1685 nt
Organism: Cyprinus carpio (common carp)
Lineage: Eukaryota; Metazoa; Chordata; Actinopteri; Cypriniformes; Cyprinidae
Product: stonustoxin subunit alpha-like
Exons: 3
Coding region: 686-1444 (252 amino acids)
Molecular function (GO): protein binding
Source: RefSeq, a predicted model, not a curated record
UAAAGAGCGGUACACACUCCCAAGGUGGUCAAUUCAAACGUUACAAGGAUGGCCUCAAAGCCAGUCUGAAACUGUGCAAUAUGGACCCGAGUGAUCUUGAAAACAUGGUCACAGACAAGACCUUAUGGUGAGCACAGUGCCAUGCUGCUAUACAUUCCUUGAGUAGAAAGAGACUACCGCAGCAGUAGACAAACAAAGAUGCCGAAAGUUAAAACCUCCAAACCUGACAAUAUCGAGUCAGUUUAUGUGCGACACCUGUGGCCGAAUAUGUGCCUCGAGGAUUGGCCUCUAUGUGUCAGACACAUCAACAGCAACUGUGAUGAGAUCUGUCACGUCGACAGCUCAGACCACCAAUAUAUCAGGAUCAGGGUUGAAGACCUAGGUUCUAAAGCAGCCCUUACUCAAACCUGUGCACCUCAUUGGAUUUAAAGGGAAACAUCAUCUGAUACAUUUAUGAUCCUUUUUAUCUAGUGAGAAGAACACCCACAAGGUUUUCUUCAUUAUAGUAAUGAGUUAAAUUAAUAAUAAAAAAAAUUGUUUGUUUUAUACAGACGUAAAUAUAUCUUCUACACACUAUACCCCACUGUACCUAGAUCCGGCCCUGGCAUUUGUAGAUUAUCAGACUGUUGAUGUGUGUUUAUAGAUGAUUUGACUGUUGUUGUGUGUCUGAAGGUUGUCUGGCUGUAUGGUGACAGAGGAAGGCUGUGCUUUUGUAUCAUCAGCUCUGAGUUCAAACCCCUCACACCUGAGAGAGCUUGAUCUGAGCUACAAUCACCCAGGACAAUCAGGAGUCCAGCUGCUCAACGACAAACUGAACGACGCAAACUGCUCACUGCAGAUACUGAAUGUGGAUCAUGGAGGAGAGUUCAGGAUUACAGCAGGACUACGGAAGUAUGCCUGUGAUCUCACACUGGACCCAAACACAGCACACACUCAAGUCAUCUUGUCUGAGGACAAGAAGAUGGCAAAACAUGUGAAAGACCAUCAGUCGUAUCCUGAUCAUCCAGAGCGAUUUGAAUGUCUUCAGGUUCUCUGUGAAGAGAGUCUGACUGGACGUUAUUACUGGGAGGCUGAAUGGAGUGGGACAGGGACAGAAAUAUCAGUGUCAUAUAAAGGAAUCAGCAGGAAAGGAGGAAGUGACUGUAUGUUUGGUUUCAAUCAAAAGUCUUGGAAUCUGAGUGGCUUUUAUAAACGUUUCAUUGCCUGUCACAAUAAUAACAGCACUGAUAUACCUGCCCCUUCAUUUUCAUCUAACCGAGUAGGUGUAUAUCUGGAUGUGUUGCCCGGCACUCUGUCCUACUACAGUGUCUCUGACACACACACACUCACACACAUACACACAUUUAACACCACAUUCACUGAACCCCUCUAUGCUGGAUUUGGGGUUUAUUAUGACUCAUCAGUGUCUCUGUGUCACAUGGUACAACACGGAUGUGAAACAUAAAAAUGAGUGAAAGAAAAAAGUAAUAUUUACAACAUAUUUACAACAGAAUAUUUACAGCAUUCCCACAAAGGUAUUAGAAGAAGACAUUUCUUACUCCAGGACCCCUGGAGGUGUCUUUGUAUUUCAGUGGCCUAAUGGUUAGAGAGUUUGACUCCUAACCCUAAGGUUGUGGGUUCAAGUCUCGGGCAGGCAAUACCACAACUGAGGUGCCCUUGAGCAAGGCACCGAACCCCAACUGCUC